UACAUAAUGUAAAACUGCGGUGGUCUAGAGCCGUCAUUAUUAUCACUCUUCAUUAGUUAUGUCAGUGUAUAACUUUGUUUGUUUUUGUGGUGUGAAUGUUUCUCUUUUUGCCUUGAUUUGUAAGGGUGAAAAUUUUGACUUUGAUACAACACUGAAAGAUGCAUGUUCAUCAGAUGCACAAACCCUAUGCAACAGUGUGUCACCUGGAGAUGCCGAGGUUGUAGAGUGUCUUCGAGAGCAUGAUGCUAAGCGUAAAGUUUCAGAAAGAUGUCAUCAGCAGUUGCACAAAGAAGAGAAGUUGGAGGUGAAUAUGCCAGAAGUAGACUACAAAUUGAUGACAAUAUGCAAAGCUUCAAUUAGUAAGUUCUGUGAAGAUGCAUCAGCAAAGGAUCUUUUGUACUGUUUGGAAGACCAUAAAUUGAAUAUGGGUUUUGAUGUAGGAUGUCAGAGAGUGGUUACUGAGCGUCAAAUAGAAGCUGGAAGAACUAUUGAUUUGGAUCCGCGUUUACUGACUGCUUGUCGAAUGGACAUUCCCAAGUUUUGUCGAAACAAGAAACCACAAGAGGGAGAAGUAAUUCCGUGUCUAAAGAAUGCUCUCGACAAAAGAAUGUCACUUUCACCAACUUGUAAAACAGCAGUGCAGCAAAAAGAAAAGGAGAGUCUUCUCAAUGUUCAUGUGGAUGCUCAGUUUUUUGAUGCAUGUAAGCAAGAGAAGGUCCUUGAAAAGUGUUUGCAACUUCCUUCAGGAGCAAUCGAUUGUUUGAGACAUUUAUUUGGAAGCAACAAAGCAGGCAGUGCCAAGGAAAUUAGUAAUCAAAAAUGUAUUGCUGAGAUUGGUCGUCUGAUGAAUGAAGGCGUUGCAGAUGUUCAUAAUGAUCCUCUACUUUUCACCUCUUGUGCUUUAGACCUACAACAAUAUUGUAAUGACAUCCCAUUUGGAACAGGAAAAAAAAUUAUAUGUUUACUGGAAGUAUACACAACCAACAAACCACACAAGCUUUCAGUAGAAUGCUCUCAGCAGGUUAGCUUGCGUGUUGAGAUGUGGGACACUGCAGUGAAAGUUGCACCACCCAACUCUUUUCCUGAAUUGGCAUCUCUUAUCUUAAGUUCUCAAGCACGAGGCGCCUUCUUGAGUACUGGAACUCUGGUGAUAGUUAUUUUGCUUAUUUUGGGCUGUUAUGUUGGCAGAAAGUGUCGGAGGCGUCGAAAACGGGGCAAGAAACUGUGAGGUUUGAUGUAGAACCAUCUGACUUUGAAGAAACUUGUUAACGUAGUAAAUACCAUUAACAAAAAUCUACCAUAUCAUAUUGAGUUGAAA
Corticium candelabrum is the source of this 1318-nucleotide messenger RNA. Its product is annotated as Golgi apparatus protein 1-like. Lineage: Eukaryota; Metazoa; Porifera; Homoscleromorpha; Homosclerophorida; Plakinidae. Gene Ontology annotation, molecular function: fibroblast growth factor binding. The coding region runs from base 59 to 1228 and encodes 389 amino acids. Gene Ontology annotation, cellular component: Golgi membrane. The transcript has 11 exons. The record is from RefSeq and is a predicted model, not a curated record.